Molecule: messenger RNA, 4983 nt
Organism: Cladophialophora bantiana CBS 173.52
Lineage: Eukaryota; Fungi; Ascomycota; Eurotiomycetes; Chaetothyriales; Herpotrichiellaceae
Exons: 1
Coding region: 1-4983 (1660 amino acids)
Molecular function (GO): protein binding; hydrolase activity, acting on ester bonds
Source: RefSeq, a predicted model, not a curated record
AUGGUGGGAGUGACUGUUGAUACUGACGUUUCUCACCUAACUAAACAGCAACAGAUCUCUAGGUUUCGAAAACAAGAAAGACUCGGGUCGCCAGCAUUUGCUGUCAAUUCCGAAGAACGGACUGCACGAGUCAAGGAUGCUGAGCAGGAUGAUAAAAAGGCUAGACGGCCAGUGAACCGUUCAGCUGCGCACAGAAGUCACCUCUUCGGCUUGGAUCUCCCGCUUCGAUUGGGACGUUCCCAGACCUCGGAGGCUAGGCCAAAGCAGCGCUCAGACGAACGUCGCGCGGACCCCCUAGGAUUAACCGUCCUUUAUGAGCCAGAGUCCUCUCCAUCGGCAGACAUUGUCUUCAUACACGGUCUGGGGGGUACAAGCCGCCAUACCUGGUCCAAAAAUCGCGAUUUACAGCUAUUCUGGCCCCGUGAGUGGCUCCCAUACGAGCCUGGCCUAUCAUCAGCUCGUGUCAUGACCUUCGGUUAUAAUGCUCAUUUUUCCUCCCUGUCACACGGAAAAGCGAAUAUUCUCAACAUUUCGGACUUUGCAAAGGAUUUGCUAUUCUGCUUGAAGUUCGCAGCCGGGAAAGACGAGCGCAAACUCAACAUUGGAACGGUACCCAUCAUAUUUGUUGCGCACUCUAUGGGAGGUUUGGUGGCGAAGAAAGCUUUCAUCCUCGGCCAGCAUGACGAACAUUACAAUGAUCUCAUUCAGGCGGUAUCGGCUAUCGUCUUCCUUUCAACACCGCAUCGUGGAUCCGAGCUUGCGGAAGCUCUGAACAGAAUCCUUUCAGUAUGCAUCGGCUUAUCUCCGAGAGAAUUUGUGUCCGAACUCGCUACAAACUCGCGAACCCUCCAGGAAAUCAACGAGCAAUUUAGGAAUUUGGCUUCGAGAGUGUCAGUUGUUUCCUUCUUUGAGACCUUAGAGACGGCCAUAGGGUUAUCUCGAGUGAUGGUGCUUCAGAAGGACUCUUCCAUUCUCGGGUAUCCAGGGGAGAUUUCAAAACCUCUCGAUGCCGACCACCACGACGUUUGCAAAUAUACAAGUCAACUGGACCCGAAUUAUAUUAGCGUCCGCAACAUCCUCAAAUACUUGGUGGAGAAAUACGGUUUGCGAGAUCGGGUGAAAACCGAUUCUGUAGAUGAACUCCAUAAGAUUGCUUUGGCUCUGGGGCCCGUGGAGGAACCAACGGACGAUCUCAUGUUCUUCACAAGCAGAAGAAUGACUGGCUCUUGUGAGUGGACAAACAGUGACCCGACGUUUACCUCUUUCUUCGGCGACGAAGCGGAGCAACCUCGAUGCCUUUGGUGCACUGGCCGUCCAGGAUCGGGCAAAUCUGUUCUUGCAUCAUCCAUCGUCCAAUCUAUCCAGGAGAGGGAUUUCGACGUGGCAUUUUACUUUUUUCGGUUCGGAGACCACAUCAAGAACAAUAUUAACUCCUUGCUUUUGUCCUUGGCAUACCAGGUUGCCGCUAGUCUGCCAGAAUAUCGCCGGCACUUACUCCGUCUUUCUGACGACGGCCUCAAUGUCCAAAAGUCGGCACCCCGUCUUUUGUGGCAAAAGCUCUUUAUUUCAGCCCUUUUUAAAGUCAAGCUAACUCGGCCCCUGGUAAUCCUUAUCGAUGGACUAGACGAAUGUGAUUCGGCAAGCAUGUUAUUGAAACUGUUGGAAGAUCUACAUACGUUUCCAGGUCCUGUGAGACUUAUGGUAUUCAGUCGCGGCGUCCAGAAUCUUUCUUCUGCAUUUGAAAAGUUAUCGAAGAGGCUACCAAUUCGUCAUCAUUUGCUUGAGAAUAUGACUGACGACCUUCGAAUGUACGUGGAGGAGGAAAUGACGACGAUGCGGGGCGAUGAAGAAUUUAAGCUCACAGUUGUAGAGGAGCUCGUGCGCAAGGCUGAUGGAAAUUUCCUAUGGGCUAACCUGGUGCUGGCUGAGGUGCUACAAUGUCACACUGAAGACGCGGUAUUCAGAGCGCUGGUGGAGGUCCCCAGCGAGCUCGAGGCUUUGUACGAACGUGUGGACACGAAGCUCGCGCAGAACUGCCGCCCAUCGGAUCAAGCCAUGGGUAAAGCCAUUAUCAUGUGGAUAGCUUGUGCCAGGCACCCUUUGACGCUGUUAGACUUGGCCGAAGCUUUACGACCGGAGCACACCAAGAUCAUCGACCUAAAGUACACCAUCAGUCGUGUUUGCGCAGAAUUUAUCCUCGUGGACAGCAAGGGUGUUGUAUCAAUGGUUCACUCAUCCGCUCGGGACUGUCUGUUACAGAAUCCUAAUCUCAACUACCACGUUCCUCGAGGCGCUUCACACCAAUCCAUAUUCUUCAAAUGCAUCACCAAGCUGAUCAAUGCGAGCCCAAAGAUCCAAGCGGGCCAGGUCAAGUCUCAAGCAUUCUUGUUAUAUGCGGCAACCUCAUGGCCAUUCCACUUAGAACAAAGCUUUGAGUUCACUGGGGCUUCUGAUCAGGAAUCGCUUGUUCUUCUGGUGCGAUUCUUCCAAAGCCCCGCUGUCCUCGGUUGGAUAUAUCUGUUGUCGGUUGCUGGGCAAUUGCGACUCUUAGUCCAAGCUUCAAGGAAAUUGGCCAGUUUCCUCAAAAAUGUCGAUCGAUUAAACGUAGCCCGAAAUUCACUUACUCAACACCAAAGGGACAAAGAGGUCUUAGACUUGUGGAGCAUAGACCUUAUCAGACUGGUCGGUAAAUUCGGCUCUCAUCUUAACGAGCAGCCAAAGCUCAUUUUCAAACUUGUGGCACCCUUUUGUCCUCGAAAUUCUAUGAUGUACAAGCAAUUCGGUGACCGGACGGCAAGUUUGGGUAUGUCAGUCUCUGGCCUGUCGACGAAGUCUUGGGAUGACUGCCUUGCAAAGUUCACUGUUCACGGUCUCAAGUCCCCACUCCAGAUCAAAUGUGCAAACCGCUACUUUGCCAUCUUGCUAUCGGAUGGGACAGUCCAGCUGUACCAUGCGAGUACUUGUGAAGAAGCUGGAACUUUUCAUCAUGGUGAGAGGGUCCUGGCGUGGUGCUUCAAUACUGUUGGCGACAAAAUGGUGACAAGUGGACUCACCAAGACUAUUGUUUGGGCUGCUGCCACUGCGCAGCAGCUGUCUUCUUGUGCCAAUCCUCGUCGAUCCAAAGCCCUAACCAUCACAUUUGUGAACAAUGAUGAGACGCUGUUAACGUGUUGCGAUGAUCGCACCAUCCGGAGCUUAAGUCUUGACAGGCCGGAUGAAGGCUGGCAAGUCAUGGAGCAUGUGCUUGGGGAGGGAAGAUUCGAGGGCAAGGAGUUAGGCUCCCCUCGCUGCGCUUCUUUCAAUCCUUCGGGUUCCCAGAUUGCAGUAACAUAUCGCGCAGUCCCACUCAUGAUAUGGUCACUUGAGGAGCCACGGCCCCAUUUAUUAGGGAGGUGCCAAAGAGUCGUUGACGGUCGUCAAGCACUCAGCAGUACCACUUCAGACAUCCAAACGAUCACUUGGCACCCAAUGACGGGCCAUGUAGUUGGUAUAUAUAACGACGGGUGUGUAUUCAAGUGGCACCCCUUCGAAGGCGACUAUCAAGAAUCAAAUCUGUCCGUUGGCAAGGUGGAGUGUAGCCCGGACGGGAAGUUCUUCGUGACAAGCAGCCGGGAUGGCACCCUGCGGAUUUGGGAUUUCUUUCACUUCUCGCCAAUCUACCAGCUGUCGUAUUCGGCUCCGGUGGCAAGUCUAGCUAUUGAUCCGAACGAUACUAGGAUCUAUGAUAUUCGAGAAUCCUUUUGCAGUGUGUGGGAGCCCAACGCCCUGGUGCGUAUGUGGGAGACGGAAGACAGAUCCACCGAGACCAUGAGCAAUCGGAAAAGCUCUUUGACUUCUCAUGUCUCUGAGACCAGUUUCGAGACGCUCCAACCUAUCACUAUGCUUGCAGUGGAACCUAGUGGUCUAUCAUACGCAUCUGGUAACGAUGAUGGCCUUGUGGUCCAUUUCACAAACGAAGGAAAUGCCGUGUCCGAACUUUUUCAGACAUUUAUGGCCGUCGAUCACAUUUGCUGGAGUACUGAUGGCCGCUUCGUAGCAGCAGCAUCGAGCAUGGGGCGCCGACUGUUUGUGAAGCAGGUCAACCAUUCGGAUCCGACUGAGAAGCCGAAGCCGGUCAUGACCGGUAGGGAAGACGAAGUGAUCAGGCAGAUACUGCUGAGCUCGAUGGGAGACUUUCUCUUGGUCGCUACAGACCGCUUCAUAAACAUAUGGGCCACCCAUAAACAGCAAAUUAUCUCUACAAGACAACAAACGGCAUUGCACCGGUGGCUCAAUUCUCCAGACGAUGCCACCAAGGUGAUCGGAUUCUCUUUUCAGGGGGUCCAGAUAAUCGAUUGGCAAGAUGCUACAAUAAUGAGACGAAUAGCCCUCGAUCGGUCACUGGUGGAUGGGGCGGUUGCCCAGCCGGGUCUUGCAUGGAUGCACAGAAGACCCUCAUCACAAUACCCUAUAAGCCCCUCUGAGACCCAGGAAGUCGUCGACAAGAUAAUCUACACAGUCGACGGUACAAUGGCGCUGGUGGCGACCUCACGCAGCACGCAUCAAGGCCGGUAUGAAAGGCAGCACAUGCUCAUCAACGUAACCAAUUUGAUGGGGAUGACACACUCCUCAACGAUACCGGCGAAUCCCUUACCUUUGGAGCUGCAAACACAUAUGGCCAAGCCCCUCGGCUUCCUCGAGGUCGACAAUAUCGCCCGCGGGAGGUUAUACGCUAACACAACACCGUCAACAGCUGGAACAAGACCGACGACACAUCACGUCCUGGCGUUCUUGGACCACAACUUCUGGGUGUGCACGUACACGAUGAAUGAAUCGAACCAAGCCCGUGGCCGUGUCAAACGCCACUUCUUCCUCCCCCGUGAUUGGAUAAACCUAGACUGGUUGGACCUAGCCAUUAUGCGCCCAGACGGCGUCCUGUUGUGUCCUAGAAAUGGAGAGAUCGCGCUGGUUGAGAACGGCGUCCGUGAAGAGUGGUUGGAUUGA